AUGAGACCACUUCUACUUUUGUUUUGGAUUUUUCCUCUGGCUCUUGCCACCAUCAAUGACGGAAACAACACCUGCAAGCUACCCAAAGUUGAGGGUCCUAUUCGUGGUGGCCAACGAGGAUACCCAUUCGCAAGCUAUUAUGGAAACAUUGGCGAAAUUGGCUACAUCGAAGAAGAAUUCUUCUUGACUGGGAAUGCGACAGAGUAUGAACCCGUUGGCGAUCUCAGCUUAGACGGCAAAUGGAAUUUGAAGCCUACUAAGAGUAUCUAUUACAAGACCCGAAUUCUUGUCCGCAAACCAAAGCAUCGUUCCCGAUUCAGCGGCGUUGCCCUGUUAGAAUGGAUUAACGUAUCUUUUGGCUAUGAAGUCACUUUCGGUGGAGAUGCUCCUGGUCUCUACGAAAAUAGAUCUGUCUAUGUCCUUGUAUCCGCACAACAUGUUGGGAUAUCUGGGCUCGAUAUCCCGAAUCCCCAAGGCCUUUAUCAAUGGGACUUAGAUCGCUAUGGAUCUUUAACAAUUCCCAAUGAUACUGCCAGCUAUGAUAUAUAUACCCAAGUUGCUAGACUUGUCAAGUCACCCCAAGGCCAAGCAAAGAUACUGGGCGGUUUAUCUCCUGAUAUUGUCGUCGCAGUUGGUGGUUCACAAUCUGGUUCACGCGUCCUCGCAUACACCAAAUGGUAUACAACCUCUUACCAACGUAUUCGACGCCACGAUGCCAUUACUAUCUGCCAGCCAGGCAGCUACAUUUUCUACUGA
Messenger RNA from Trichoderma aggressivum f. europaeum, 756 nucleotides. RefSeq lists its product as uncharacterized. Lineage: Eukaryota; Fungi; Ascomycota; Sordariomycetes; Hypocreales; Hypocreaceae. The coding region runs from base 1 to 756 and encodes 251 amino acids. The transcript has a single exon. The record is from RefSeq and is a predicted model, not a curated record.